This is a messenger RNA of Equus caballus (horse), 12526 nucleotides long. NCBI's taxonomy places the organism in Eukaryota, Metazoa, Chordata, Mammalia, Perissodactyla, Equidae. The record is from RefSeq and is a predicted model, not a curated record.
CAGUUUAGAGCAGAAGAGGGGAGAUUAGCUCUUUGGUAGGAGCAAGGGUACUUCUUGCAUUGUAAUAGGAGGGAAGGCAGAGAAGAUGGGGCUCCAUGCUGGUGGUCUUGUGGAUUUGGGAUGAGAAAACAUCGGACAUCUCCCCAGAUGGCUUCUGUUUUUCUCAUCGAGGCGGCAGAGUUGAUUAGCAGCUAGUAACAGAGUGGGUGAGAAAGGAGAGUGGAAAACAUCUUUUUGCUAUGGUACGUAAGACCUUUGAAACAGGCGCACAUUCAUUUAGAUUCACCUAAAACAUCCAACCAAAUGCCAGAACUAUUUAUCACAAUUUUUGGAAUAAAAAAAUUUCAAUUAUCACAAACAGAAAUUAUCCUUAGCUUUAAAUCUCAUCUUAAAAAGGUGUUAUAGCUGUUCAGAAAAUCACACAUUUUUUUAAGUCCCAACCUGAAAUUGCCAACAAUUUGAAGUAUCAUGUAUAGAAUAAAAUGGACUCAUGGCUCAUGCAGAAGCUAUGUUCAUUCUUUAAGGUAUUUUAAUGGAAAGAAGAAAUUGUAUUGCAUUCUGAUUAAAGAACUAAUGGCACCCUGGAGGGCUUAAUUUUCAAGAAGUGCUGCUGAUAGGGAUAGAAUUGUUUUCUUUUUGGAGGCUGCCCUUCUGUGCCUCUGAUCUUCUCUCUGGCUCCUAACAUAGGGCUCUGCAUCAAGGAUUUUCUCAGUACGUGUGCUUGAGCGACUUUGUCUGGGGCCAGCCCUGAUACCUGCCACCAAAGACACUUUGGAUUACCUUGGGAGGAUCGCUACAAUGGCCCCGAUUUAGUCACUCUUUUUUUUUUUCCAGCUCUUCUACCCCUAACUUUUGUUGGUUUGCGAAAGGAAUGUGAGCCAAAACGUAAAGCUUGAAAAGUAUAAAGAAAGGAAACAAGUAAAUAGGGAAGGAGAAUAAAUACUGAACAAGACUGGGCAAGGUGACAAGAAGGCAUUACUGUGAAAAUCUGGAAGGGGGCCAGGGUGCCGAAUGCAGCGGCUGUGUAGUUCGCAGGAACUAUUUAGUGUUCAGCAUGCUUCAGUGAUCACCCAGAGAAAGCCAGAUUUUUCCGGUUUUGUUUGCUACCCUAGAGUUAGCUAUGGAAGUUUGACAUAGGUGAUCUGUGUUUUCUGUCAGCCAACCGAUAUAAAUACAGAGCACUAUGGGGCCUCUGAUCCUCCAAUCCGACGUGAUUUGAAUUGCUAGGAGGAGGACCUCUUGUGGCUGUAGUGGGAAAUACUUCAGCUAAAACCUAUCUGGGAGGCUGCAGACAUGUUUAUGAAGGAAAUUAAAAAACCUACAAAACUCCGUAGCUCUUUACAAUUACGUUUUACGUAUUUAUAAUAUUUAAUUGUUUUGAUAACACCAAGUACUGUGACCGCAUCGAUAUUGCAUCUCUGAGGAGUUCAGUGUAGUUUAAAGCACUUCAGAUUUUAUCCAUUUAAUUCACAUACCUCCUGAAAAGUAGAUAGUACAGGGCUUCUCAUCUCGGUUUUGCAGAUGGAAAGGAGAGGUACAGAGCAGCUCUUUUUGGAAAAUUCCCUACGAGAACCGAAAUUUAAACCCAUUUACUUUAUAAGGAGCAGCAGAAAGGAAAAGUUUUCUUUCAGUGGUUGCUGCUCCAAAACUCAAUAUGCUUCACGGCAAAGUCCUUUAAGUCGCAGACUAUCAGCAUUGUGAACAGGCAGCAUGUCAGCUGAAACACCAAUCACACUGAAUAUCGAUCCUCAGGAUCUGCAGGUCCAAACAUUCACCGUAGAGAAGCUACUGGAGCCUCUCAUAAUCCAGGUUACUACACUUGUAAAUUGUCCCCAGAAUCCUUCCAACAGGAAAAAAGGACGUUCAAAACGAGCCAGAGUUCUUCUAGCUUCUGUGGAGGAAGCAACUUGGAAUUUAUUAGACAAGGGAGAGAAGAUCGCCCAGGAAGCCACAGUUUUAAAGGAAGAGCUUACUGCUGCACUUGAGGGAGUUCGCAAAGAAAAUCAAGAAGUAGAACGUCACUGGAACCCUAGAAGCAGCCCUCAUGUCUCCUGCCAGUUACUACUCCCUCACUUCAAAGGCGAAGCUCUGAAAGAAUCAGCUGAGAGAUUUGCAGAUGACCCCUGUUAUCUCCCGAAAAGGGAGGCUGUGGUUCAAGCCGCCCGUGCCUUGUUGGCUGCAGUUACCAGACUCCUUAUCCUCGCUGACAUGAUUGAUGUCGUGUGUCUUUUGCAGCACGUGUCAGCUUUUCAAAGGACAUUUGAGUCUCUUAAAAAUGUUUCCGACAAAUCUGACCUUCAGAAAACCUACCAGAAGCUUGGGAAGGAGCUGGAAAAUCUGGAUUAUUUAGCCUUCAAACGUCAGCAGGACUUAAAAUCUCCAAAUCAGAGGGAUGAAAUUGCAGGAGCCCGGGCCUCCUUGAAGGAGAACUCCCCCCUCUUGCAUUCAAUUUGUUCAGCUUGUUUGGAACAUUCUGAUGUUGCUUCCCUCAAAGCCAGCAAGGACACUGUUUGUGAAGAAAUUCAGAAUGCCCUCAAUGUAAUUUCAAAUGCUUCUCAAGGCAUCCAGAAUAUGCUGGUCCCGCCAGAACCCCAGGCAGCAACUCUGGGAAGUGCCCUUGAUGAGCUGGAGAAUUUAAUUGUCUUGGAUCCGCUCACAGUGACUGAGGAGGAAAUAAGACCAUCACUAGAGAAACGUCUUGAGGCCAUUAUCAGUGGGGCCGCUCUACUGGCCGACUCUUCAUGCACGAGGGAUUUUCAUCGGGAGCGCAUUAUCGCAGAAUGCAAUGCCAUUCGCCAGGCUCUCCAGGACCUGCUUUCAGAAUACAUGAACAAUACUGGAAAAAAGGAAAGGAGUAAUACCCUGAAUAUUGCAAUAGACAACAUGUGCAAGAAGACCAGAGACCUUCGCAGACAGCUCCGUAAGGCUAUUAUAGAUCAUGUGUCAGACUCCUUUUUGGAUACGACAGUCCCACUUUUGGUUCUUAUUGAAGCUGCCAAGAAUGGCCGGGAAAAGGAAAUAAAAGAAUAUGCUGCGAUAUUUCGUGAACACACCAGCAGGCUCGUAGAGGUGGCAAAUCUUGCUUGUUCCAUGUCAGCAAAUGAAGAUGGGAUUAAAAUUGUCAAAAUCGCAGCCAAUCACCUGGAAACCUUGUGUCCACAGAUUAUUAAUGCUGCACUUGCUUUGGCUGCAAGACCCAAAAGUCAAGUGGUCAAAAAAACCAUGGAAAUGUACAAGCGCACGUGGGAGAAUCAUAUUCAUGUCCUCACUGAAGCUGUAGAUGACAUUACGAGCAUUGAUGACUUCCUUGCUGUAUCUGAGAGCCAUAUCCUAGAAGAUGUCAACAAAUGUAUUGUAGCCUUGAGAGACCUGGAUGCUGAUAAUUUAGACCGUGCUGCAGGUGCUAUCAGAGGACGGGCAGCAAGAGUUGCUCACAUUGUCACAGGUGAAAUGGACAGUUACGAGCCGGGGGCUUACACUGAAGGUGUGAUGAGGAAUGUUAACUUCCUUACGAGUACCGCGAUUCCUGAGUUUGUGACGCAAGUGAAUGUCGCCUUGGAAGCCUUAAGUAAAAACUCUUUGGAUGUGUUUGAUGAUAAUCAGUUUGUGGACACCUCAAAGAAGAUCUAUGAUACAAUUCAUGAUAUUAGAUGUUCAGUCAUGAUGAUUCGGACCCCAGAGGAACUGGAGGAAGUUUCUGACCUGGAAGAGGAUCAUGAGGUCCGCAGUCACACCAGCGUCCAGACCGAAGGGAAAACUGACCGGGCUAAGAUGACUCAAUUGCCUGAGGCAGAAAAAGAAAAGAUUGCUGAGCAAGUUGCUGAUUUCAAGAAAGUGAAGAGUAAGCUGGAUGCUGAGAUUGAGAUAUGGGAUGAUACAAGCAACGAUAUCAUUGUCCUGGCCAAGAAGAUGUGUAUGAUCAUGAUGGAGAUGACAGACUUUACAAGAUUCUACAUGUGCUUAAGAUGUGGUCUCAUCACAAGGGGCAAAGGACCACUAAAGCAUACAACUGAAGUGAUCUAUGCAGCUAAACUGAUAUCAGAAUCCGGAUCAAGGAUGGACGUCCUUGCUCGGCAGAUUGCCAACCAAUGUCCAGAUCCAUCAUGCAAACAGGACUUGCUGGCCUACCUGGAACAGAUUAAGUUCUACUCUCACCAACUGAAAAUCUGCAGUCAAGUAAAAGCUGAGAUCCAGAACCUGGGGGGAGAGCUCAUCAUGUCAGCUUUGGACAGUGUUACCUCCCUGAUCCAAGCAGCCAAAAAUUUAAUGAAUGCCGUAGUGCAAACAGUGAAGAUGUCUUAUAUUGCCUCAACCAAGAUCAUCCGAAUUCAGAGUCCUGCUGGGCCCCGGCACCCAGUUGUGAUGUGGAGAAUGAAGGCUCCUGCAAAGAAACCCUUGAUUAAAAGAGAGAAGCCCGAGGAAUCUUGUGCAGCUGUCAGACGAGGCUCGGCAAAGAAAAAAAUCCACCCAGUGCAAGUCAUGAGUGAAUUUAGAGGAAGACAUGUCUACUGAAACCAUUUACUCUAGUGCCUAUAUUACAAGUCCUGGCUAAACACACCGCUUUAUUUUUACACUUCAUUAGUUCUGUGAGUUCACUAACUUUUAGAGUAUAACCCACAAAUAACAUAAAACAGUGGAGGCUGAAUCAACAUUAGUAACACAUAUUUGGGAUCAUGUCAUUGUCAUCUCUGUAUGGCCAGCACCUAAUAAGUAAUCAAGAUAUGCUUGUUGAAUGAAUGAAAGCUUCGGGUGUCAUUCAGCCUUUCCCAUCACAGAGAAUAUCUUACAUUCAUUACCAAAUGGACAUAGAAGACUCAAGUGAGACCUGUCAUCUGUAAUAGCUUGAGUACACUCAACAUUUUCAUUUUGAAUUAAAACAUUGACCUGAAGUCUUGACUUGAUUUUAAAUGGAAACAAAAGACUUCAUAAAAUAUUUUCCCAUUUAAUCUCCAUACUUUCUUUACAUGACCUGACCUGACAGACGUGUGAUUCCUGCUAUAGGAAAAAAAGUUCAAUCUCUAGAUGUCUAUAUCUUUUGUCAACUAAUUAGGCCAACAUUCAUCAGAAACUAACCAAGCUUGAGCAAUUAAGCUACUUCCUGGAUUUUUAAAUGAGCCUUGAUUAUUAAUGGAGCAAUUUAUUAACAUUAUAAGGGUUAUAAUGAAUUUUGAUGCCACAAUGUGCCUUUUAGGAUUCCAUUGUGUUUAGCAGUUCUGCACAUUGAGUGUUGGGCUUAAAUGGUCCAUCAGAAUACAUAUGUGGAGGAAGAGUUCUCACCCACUGGGGAAAUGAGACACCUAACUAUAUCCUCAAGUGAGUUAUGACAACAGAAAUACAAGGAGUUCUGCAUGACUCUAAAAAUCCAUAUGUAUCAGCUUACAAUUGUAAUUAAAAAGAAAAGACAAAUUUGAAACACCUUUUGGCAUUGAGUAAAAUAUAACUGUGUGAAUUGUACCAUUGAACUAUGAAGUAGAGUUAAUGGCAAUGAAACUGGAGUAAUUUUAAUAACAUUCUUUCAAAUAAAAGUCAUUGAGGUCAUUUUAUAACUCCAAUCACUGUGCUCAUCCCUAGUUAAGUUCAUAAUGGACUUCAUAAUAGUCUCAGAGUCGAGCGCAUUGCUUCUUUCUCUCCUCGCUCUUUCUCUCUGUCUCACACUCUCACUCUUGCUCUCGCUCUUUGGAGGAAUUAAAUUUAAGUUUCACUUUUUCUCAUGCAUAGAGUUACCAUUCACAGGAUCUGAAACAUGCAUUCUCUUUUCUACUUUAUCAAAAUGAUACCAUAAUUGUAACUUUACUUUGUGCAACAUUGCCAUUGAUGAAUUGUUUCAACAAUCAGGCCAUCUUAGUCUGAUGAAGUAAAAUUCAAACAUGCAGCACCAGUUGAUGUUAGGAAGAUCAACCUGGGUGAAAGUAUGUGUGAAACAUCAAAAUGCAUAAAGGUUGAGAGCAUGAUGUGUAUGUUAUCUUGAGCAAAAUGGCAUGGGAAAAGGAUUUAUUUGACAUCAUUAUUAGUUAUGGGGAAAUGUUAACAUUAUUAUUGUAGUAAAUUAUUUCAUUCUUCUAAAAUUCUGGCUUGCCUGGGCUCACCACGUAAACUUCCUAGAAAGUGAAAGCAAUAAGCUUCUCCCUGUCUUGUACUAUGCACUGGCCCACAAUAAUUUUUCUGGACAGGUCCACUCCCUAAAAGAGAAGGGAGUGCAGAAAGGAAUAAGGGAAUCCAGCUAAUUCAAUUUUCCAGAACUAUCUAGAUAAAUGAGGCAAAAUAAGGAGUGUCUUUUGUUGGGAUGCUACCAUCAUUUCUGCUCUAAGAGUAGAUGUUGCAAGAGUAACAUCUAUGAUACCUCCUUUUCUCAGGUAGAAGUGUGAAUUUUUAAUUUAGUCAAGAAAACAAAUUUUAAAAAAAUCACCAAAUUACUAGCUGUAUAUUUUAGUUCCUAAAGCCACAUGCUCAAGAAUUGUAAGAGUCUCAUCUAGAAAAUCUAAUGUCCCUUUGAUCCUGCAUCAACUUUCCACAGGUUGGAAUAAGAUGCCAAAAGAACAGAAAUAACGUGAAAUUUACAAUUACCAAAAUAACCUCUAUAUCUUAAAAAAAAACUGACUCUUUACCCAAAACAAGAUGUGAAUAAGGCCUCCUCUUCAAAGUACGUACAUUUCCAGCUUAGCUCAAAACAAACAACUAUAAUUAAACAAAACAAUAUAAAAAUUAACUUGGCGAAUGUGCCAGCAGUAAAAUCUGCCGUAGUGAUCGAAGGUGCAAUAUGAACCAGAUGCAUAGAGCUGAGAAAGACAUCUGUGCUCCAGAGGGAAUUCCUGUAGUGGGCGGCAUUUCAAGAUUUAGUUUGAUUCAAACCUGCUGAUAAUAUAAGUGCUUAUAUGCAAGGAAAAUUAACAACAAAUAUGUUAACAAAUCUUUGCAUUAUGAAGCAUAGUUAAAUGAACCUAAUCAGUAAAUAUGAAUGUAGUGGGUAUAUUUAUAGGGAAGCCCCUCCCCUGCAUGGGAAUGGCAGAAAUUUCUUAAUGAGAAUGAUGGCUUUGGUGACCCAUCUAUACCUUCUGAGAUCACAUCACAGAGACUGGUGCUUCUUCUGAUGACACAUUUGCUUUAUCCUGCUAAUCAAAACUCACCUUUUUCUUUUAGUGAAAUCAAUUUGUGUUACUUUAUGUAGGAAAAAACAAAAAUCCUUGAGAGGGAGAAGAGGGUUUAUUCAACCUACAAGGUCGAUUCCUUCCUGGUUAACCACCAGCAUCCCUGUCAAACAUUAGACUGAAAUCACAAUGAUAACCUAGAAAAUAUUCAUGAACUCAUAAUCCGCUGAAGAUUCUUCUAAUUGAAAAAUUGGAAGGUUUUCAUCAAACAGGAAAGGUGAAAAAUGUAAAUCUCUCCUUUUUAUUUAUCACAAGUGGAAAUUAUUGGAUCAAAAUUUUUGUUUAUUUCUAAUGGAGUUUCUGGAAACAACUCGACGAUAAGUCAGAAAAAAAUUCAAACACUAAAUUUCAAAGGUAAUUUAUUAGUUAUCCCCUUUCUGUUUGUCUUAUGACAUGAGUAAAAACUAUGAAUGCAUUAGAAAAUACAAUAAUCUUAAAUGUGCCUUCUGGCCUUUGCAAAUCUCUUAAUUUAUCAGUAUUAGUAUAACAAAUGUUUGCCAUAACAUUCCUUCUGUAUAACGGGUAAAGAUCUCCCUACCUGUACAGAAAGGUCCAUUUUUCCAGUCUGGCAUUCUUGCACAUUUAACAGACACUUACCCUUCAAAGGAAGUCAGUUUUCAAGCCUUACUAAAGAAAGAUAAUUAAAAUUGUGACCCCACAGUUAAGUGCCCAUUUUGGGCCUCAAACCCAGCAAUUAGUGCUCCUCAAAUUCAAUAAUAAGUGGCUGAAAAGACUAGUGUCCGACAAUGGAGAAAGUUGACAGACUUUCUUUCUACACCUUCAAUUGUCCAGGUCUAUUGAUCUCCCCCAUCCCUGGGUGAGGUAUCAUACUAUUAACUGCUGCCAAGUUUCUGCCAGAAUGAUGCAGUCAGGCUUGCUCAUCCCAGUCAAUUACUCCAAUUGAUGUCCUUUCCUCUUAGUUCAUGCACCAAAAAUAUCCCUCUCCCAUCUCUCAUCUCCCUAGGUAUCUAACCCACAUAUAAAUUGAUUAAUAUAUCCUGUAGCAUUCUAGUUAAAAUUAUGAAUUUUAAUUCCCAGCAGCAUUAUUCCUUGUUUUUUUCUAUUCCAGAAAACAUUCUUACCCUUUCCGUGUCAAAUGCACACUUCCAUGCUAAGGAUUGUGGUUCCCAUGGAUACAGAUUUCUGUGUAGUGGCAGAAUGAAUGGAAGGAGAUCUGAGGCUUUUCCUGGUGAUGUUUACCAUUCUCUGGCGAGCUCAUUGCAGAAUUGCCAACCUGUGUCAGUAUUAUUGUAAAUAAUUCUCUAGGUCAACAAAGCAGGCAUCAGAAUCUCAAGUGGAAUGAAAUCUGAACUUUCUUUUGUCAGCCUGUCUUCUGCUAAGACAGCCUGUUUAUUGCAUAUUUAGGAAUCAAUAGCCAUUUUUCUGUUUAGAAAGUCAGAAAUAGCUCUGUUUGACUUGAUCAGAAAGUUUAGGGACAUCCAUAUAAAAGAUUAUAGCUUGCGUAUUAUUUCAAUAAAUCUUUUUAAGUAUCCUAGGAAAAAUUCUGCAACCUGAAAAAUUUAUAUUCAUGCAUCAUUUUCAUUUACAUAUCAUAUACCAGGAAACCACACUUAUUCAGAUGAAAACCCCAUAGUAUUUCUUUUGUCAUAACUCUCUUCCCAUACCAUUAUGAUAUAUCUUUAGUAUUAAUAUUUUUCAUGUUACUGCCAAAUAAACAAGCUAGACCUAAUGACAGAAGCAUCCAUAUAUAAAGUAGUUGAAAGUUUUCAUUUUGGCCCUUUGGGUCUAUUAGGAAAGAAAAUGUGGAUGUUUUUAAAACUAGGUGUAUGCAACUACAGAGAUCCGAAUCAAGGCUGUAAAACUAUCCCACACAUGUAAAAGAAGAGAGAGCAAAAGAAGAAUUAAAAUUUUAAAUUCAUUUUUUUGGCUAUUUUUAACCAAUUCACAUGAACAAGAAACAUUUUCUAUUAAAGCAAAAGAAAGCAUAGUUUACAACAUUAAUCAUUUUACAUGUGAAUUUUUUCCCCCUACCAGGAUAGAUAGGAUCUAUUCCUCGACACUUCAAAAGAAGAUCAUUAAUACUAACUGAGAGACCCAUUUCCAAAUGGAACCCAACCUUACCAGAAUCCCGUCUGCAGGCAGUAGAUGGUUUGUAGGGCUGGCCCUUAUGUAGAUUCGGGGAUGAGAUAUUUCAUGGCUGCAGGCUGGCUUAUGACAUCCAACAGUCCCCAUUGGUUUUGGGAAACAAAACACAAGAAUUGGUUUUCAAAACAAGUUUGACAAGUUGGAGAAAAAAAGGCAGUAAAUACAGAGCAGUCCUAAAGGAACAGGGCUAAGAAAGUGACAGAGGUUUGAGGGAGAAUAAGAAAGGCGGCUGCAGAAGCAGAUAACUUUUACAGCCAGAGGGAGGAGGAGUGAAGAUUAGGCAGCCUCUUCCUGAGGAAGAUUUUAAGGCUAGGAUGGGGCACUUGUUGCUGGUGGCUUGAGUGAAGUCAUGACAGAGGCAGGAGGAUGGAUGAUAUGACUUUUGAGGAUGAUUUAGUAGUAUUGUUUGCCAGAUGAGAAAGGGAAAUUCAGCUGCUUUUCUAGGCUGAUGAUGGGUGAAAUUUUUCCCAAUGUCAGAGCUAAUCAGGAUAAUCACACAUUCAUAUAUUUAACAAAUAGUAUUGAGUAACUAUGAUGUUUCAGGCUCUAAGUUCUUAGGAUAUACCACAUAACAGAAUAAACAGGGAUCCUUGCUCUCAUGUGCCAGCUCUGUGCUUAAUGCUGUUAUGUAUUUAAUGCUCUCAGUAACUCUAUGUGACAAACAUUAUUAUCUCCAUUCCAUAGAUAAGGAAACUGAGGCUUAAGCAGGAUAAGAAUCUUGCUCGAAAAGUCACUGCCUUUAAAAUUGGGUUUGUUGCAUUCUAAAAUCUGAACUUUUAGCUACCACGUCAUCCAGACUUCCUGGAAACUGGGAUUGGGGUUUUCAGUUGAAAAUGAGAUAGGCAUUUCAAAUGCUAGCUGACUUCCUAUGUAAGAGCAAAAAGAUCAAAACCUUGAAAAAAAUAUUAAUCCAUACCUAUAUCAUUCAAAGCAGGUAAAAGACAGGUGCAUAAGUAAUUAGCGGCAUAUUCUCAUCUUUAAAACUGAAUGUAGAGUAUCAGAUACAUAAGGGGUGAAUAUUUCAUCUAUGUGAUCUGAAAUAAAAUGAAAAUUCUUGCCAAAUUACUUUUGUUCCCAUAAAGGAGAACUCUUCAGUGGAAAUGCCCAUUUCCACCCUUCUUCAGCAUUGAUUGGUGAAAAAUAUUUGUUGACACCAUUUCUUUCCAGUUUUACAGCUGGUCUGUGUCUGUGGGUUUAUAAAUUAUAGAUCUCAGGGGAGUGUUGGCCAAGGAUUAUUGAAAUAAGGUAAACUUUGUGUUCCAAACUGACCCCAAUUAUAGCAAAUAUAUAUUUCCUUCUUUAUGGGGAUCACAAGUGUAUGCAGGAUGUGCCUGCCUGUAGGUGAGUUAAGUCCUAUAACUUUACAUAGUCCUUCCUCCUAGAACCCACCGAAGGCAGAAUUCUUCUUGCCCAUGUUGCUGGAUGUGCCUCCCUAUCUCAGGCCUGGAGUUGUUAAAUGACUUCCUUACCUCUCUUACAGUGGGGCCACAGGUGUUUCCUCAAACUGGAAAUGUGUUUAUUUGGGGUCUCCACCUUUGGGUACCUGGCAGUCACGAUGGUGCCUGUUCCCAACUAUAAGGAAAGGAAGCUCUCAAGAAGGAAAUUCUCUCUGAAAAAGGCUUAGAUUUCUAACAAUCAUCUCUACCAAUGUCUUCAGUGUAAGAUAUCCAAAAGCCACUUAAAUGAUAUUAGCAGAGUGGUCCCUGUGUUUUCAUUUCCAAUGAGAGAGUUUCUAGUUCUAAAGUUUUCUUUCCUUUGCAUUUUCAAGAGGAGUACUUAUUUUUAGUUCUGGUUACUUGAUCUUGAAGGUAUGUAGCAUCUCUUUAAACAUUCUAAGCCCUUCUCAGUAAUUAAAUCAACAGUUCAAAGGCCUGCAGCUAACUUUUUUUUCUAUUCUGACAGCCAUACAUUACACAGUCUCAGGCCAGCCCUCAGCUUGUCACCUCAGUUUCCCAUCUUUAUGUUAACCUCUCUGUGGUAUUCACUGAGAGUCUAGCUUAGACAGAUGGGUUUUCUUGACCGGGGCUUCUAACAUCAAAUCUGGGCUGGAGUGUUUAUUAAUAAAGAAAAUGGGCAAGUCUGAGAUGUUACUUCAUGCUCUCAGUUAAACAGAACUUUCCUCCUUCCUGAGGCUUUAAACAUAAAAUUAAUUUAAAAAAUACUGUAGAGAGAGUUUUCCAUUGCUUGCCAAAUUGCGCCAUUAUAGCUCUCUGUUCUUGUUUGUUGCUAUACAAUAUGUCCAUGGGAGAAUUUCAGCAACUGUCUUGCAGGCUUAAGUUGUGCUUCUUGUUGAUUUUGAAAAUUUUCCUUGUGCGGUCCAGUCUCUCUAAAGAAAAUUUCACUGGACUUGAAUGACAGAAGAAUGAUUUUUUCCUCCAUAUACAUGACUAGCAAGUUCCUGAAAACAGAAGUAGCAUAUGUUGUGCCCAGUUUGGUACUUAAUAGUUGAGAUUUAAAAUAAAAUUUUCUUGGGGAAGCUGGGUCAUUAUGAAUUAAAAUUUUUGGUGAAAGAUUUCCAGAGGCCCCUGCUUUCCAUUUUGAUUAUGCUUUUAGUUCCAUAGUGACUUGGCAAAAAAAAAAGGAAUCACUUACUUUAUGUACUUUUACAAACAGCAACUUUGAGAGCUUAUACUUAGUAACAUGUCUGAUGGCAAUAUGUGGGAUGAAGGCAGAUCUAAACUAAGACCUCUGAGACGAAAUCAAAGUGAGCAAUCGACAAUAGUCACGUUUAUUGCAGCACUUUCUUGAGAGCUGAAGUCUAGGGCCGUUGGAGGUGUUUUAGACCACCACGCUCGCGCAUCUCACUCUGCUGUGUGGAAGGCAGAGUGGGGCUGAGCGAACCGCCUGCUAUAGUAAGGCCGAUUCAAAGCUGUUUUAUGGUUUGGCUAUAGAUAAACUUUGGCAAAAGUACUUGUAGAUCUUUCUGGUCUAUAUUUACCCUUAAAGUCAAUUUCGUCAAUCAAUAAAAAUGAAUUAUUUAUCCAGGAAUAGAAAAAGCUCUUUGAUACCCUCAUGACAUUGACAUAGAAGCCCAAAUACUCCUUGUUUGAGACUCUGCAUGCCUUUUCUGUUUAACUGGAACAAUGAAAAAUUUGCUUUCAUUGUGCUCUCAAUUGAAUUAUUUCACACGUGUAACACUGGGUUUGUUUUGAAGUUACGUAGUAUUAUUUGAAAUAAUAUUUUUAUUUCUACUUACGUCACUCUGUAGUUUAUUAAUAAUUUGCUCAACUGAUAAACCAUGGAUGUUAAAGCAAUAAAAAUGAAAAGACUGGCCA